CCUCUAUAGAAAACCACAUCUUCCUUAGAGACAGAGAUCACAUCAUCAUGAACCUCCCUCGUUUCAUAUCUUGCUACAUUACUGCAUUUCACGUCACUAGACUGUGGAUACAGAGGAGAAAACAGCCGACUCUGGUGAAAGAAGCACAUCCAGAUUGUGGUCCACCAGCUUUCAAAGGUUUCACAGUGAAGAAUGGAAGAUUCCUUCAUUAACAUCACCUCACAGAACAGAAGCUACGAUGACAGUGACUAUGUGUACGACUAUGAGUAUGAUUAUUACGAUAAAGAACAAAAAAUCAUGGAUGUGGUGAAACGCAUUAUCAUUUGUAUCGGCCUUCCUUUGAUCCUAGUGGCCAUCUAUGGAGUCUGUUCUCAUGUCAGAAACGAUCACAUGGCUCCAAUCUUCAUCAUCAACCUUCUGAUUUCUGACCUCAUUCAACUCUGCUGCAUGAUCGUUGAAGUGGUACUACCUGAGGAUUCAAUCAUCACAACAUUCUUCAAUGUUAUUUACUUCUGGGGUCUGAUGGCGAGUGUUGGCUUCAUGAUGUGUGUCGCCCUGGAAAGGUAUCUGGUCAUCACCUUGCCGCUGUGGUACCGCUUCAGACGAACCAUCAAGACCUCUGUAGUGGUCUGUGUCAUGGUCUGGACCCUUUCUCUUUUCUUUGUUGUAUUUGUCUAUUUCUUGCCAUAUUCUCAGGUGACACAAACCAUCUUUGGCGUCUUCCUCCUCUUUCCCUUCCCUCUGUACAUAUUCUUCCUGGGUGGGACCGUUAAAGCCCUGUCUGCAGCCAUUAGUGUCCCUGCUGAUGAAAAACGACGAAUUGUUGCAAUUCUGGUUUUGGUUCUACUUAUUUACACAGUGUUGUUCCUGCCCCCCAUCAUUUGGUUCCUUGUAAAAAAAGCCAAAUAUAAUGAUGCCCUCAGACAUGUGUCUUUCAUGUUUGUAAAGUUCAGUCCUCUUGCAGACGUGUUCCUGUAUGUUUUCAGUAGGAAAGGAGCUGUAGACAAGCUGUUGGCCUCUCUGUGUCGUUGCAGGAUGGACAGCGAUGAUAGCAACAGACCAACAGCAUGAAUGAUGACAACUUAUACACAGUCGCUCCAUGUAGUCAGAGAAAGAGAGAAAAACAGAAGAAGGAAUGUAGGAAAUAGACACAAGACAGAUACUGUCGUCUUCUCACAUGAUUUCCUACAACACAUCUAACUAUAGGUUCACUUGCUGCUGUGCACUGUGAAAGCUUCAAGACCUGUACAUAAAAUAAUAUAAGGUUUGCUUUUGUGAUUAAAGUGUAAUAAUGAUAUACAUGAACUUUUUAUAGAACAUUUUAAGAUAUUCAGCAGCAUGAUCACUCUGCCAAUAUAACCACAUCUCUCUCAUUCUUAGAUCUUUAUUUCAUCUGUUUUCUGCAAGUUUUACUUUUUCCUG
Seriola aureovittata is the source of this 1422-nucleotide messenger RNA. Its product is annotated as ovarian cancer G-protein coupled receptor 1-like. Gene Ontology annotation, cellular component: membrane. NCBI's taxonomy places the organism in Eukaryota, Metazoa, Chordata, Actinopteri, Carangiformes, Carangidae. Gene Ontology annotation, molecular function: G protein-coupled receptor activity. The record is from RefSeq and is a predicted model, not a curated record. The transcript has 4 exons. Gene Ontology annotation, biological process: positive regulation of Rho protein signal transduction; phospholipase C-activating G protein-coupled receptor signaling pathway. The coding region runs from base 193 to 1071 and encodes 292 amino acids.